AUGGGUGAAUCAACGAUAAGCCAUGGAGUAGGCUACAUAGCACAACCUGAAGGUGAUCGACGAAUGUGUGCCUUGUGUAACACCUCUUUAGGUGAGGAGGCUGUGAUCGCAAUGAACCGUCUUUGGCAUCCCGAUCACUUUCGCUGUCAAGCCUGCAAUUCGCCCAUUAAACAAACUUAUCAGGCUGCAGAUGAUAAGCCAUACUGCGUGCAAUGCUUUGCCAAAAAAUACAAUCCGAAAUGUCAUGUUAAAUGCAAAAAAUGCCUAGGAUGUGGGGAACUACUCAUCGAUUCAUGUUUGGUUGCGCUGGAUAAACAUUGGCAUCCAAGAUGUUUCACCUGUGCGGCAUGUAAGCAACCACUACCAAACGGUGAGCAUUACAUUAUCGACGACUUACCAUACGAUCGUGACUGUCACUGGGAGAAGCGUCUUGAGAAACGUAUUCGUAUUUCUCAACAAGCACUUCAUUAG
Thelazia callipaeda (thelaziosis nematode) is the source of this 471-nucleotide messenger RNA. The record is from the annotation of a GenBank genome assembly. NCBI's taxonomy places the organism in Eukaryota, Metazoa, Nematoda, Chromadorea, Rhabditida, Thelaziidae.